CGCAAGAAAAAAAUCCAUUCUGCGCAAACCGCGAAUUCUGCAGUGCCCGGUGGGAUCUAAGGGAGAAGGGGGGUUGCUUCAAGCGAUGCCCCGGAGGAAGAGGAAUGCUGGAAGCAGUUCGGAUGGGACAGAAGAUUCAGAUUUCUCUACAGACAUGGAACACACAGACAGCUCAGAGAGUGACGGCAACUCCCGGGGUCCUGCUCGAGUCACUCGAUCCACUGCAAGACUCAGUCAGAGCUCUCAGGAUUCCAGCCCAGUGGGCAAUCUGCAGUCGUUUGGUGCAGAGGAGCCGGGCUACUCCACUCGGAGGGUGACCCGCAGCCAGCAGCAGCCCACCCCCGUGACUCCGAAAAAGUACCCACUCCGACAGACCCGCUCAUCGGGAUCAGAAACUGAGCAGGUGGCGGACUUUUGUGACAGAGAUGCCAAAAUCACGGGGGAUCACGACGAGUCGCCUCCUCGCACUCCAACAGGGAAUGCCCCGUCUUCUGAGUCUGACAUUGACAUUUCCAGCCCCAACGUGUCUCACGACGAGAGCGUUGCCAAGGACAUGUCCCUCAAGGACUCUGAAAGUGACCUCUCCCACAGGCCUAAACGCAGACGCUUUCACGAGAGCUACAACUUUAACAUGAAGUGCCCCACUCCCGGAUGCAACUCAUUGGGUCACCUGACUGGGAAACAUGAGAGGCACUUCUCCAUUUCGGGGUGCCCUCUGUACCACAACCUGUCUGCAGAUGAAUGCAAGAAUUGUGAUGAAUUUCAGGUAAGAGCACAGAGCCGAGAUAAGCAGGUGGAUGAGCGGAUGCUUUCACAUAGACAGGAUGAAAAUAACAGGCAUUCUACCAGACACCAGGCUCCCACAGAACGUCAGCUGAGGUACAAGGAAAAGGUCACCGAGCUGAGAAAAAAGCGCAACUCUGGCCUGACUAAGGAGCAGAAAGAGAAGUACAUGGAGCACAGACAGACCCAUGGAGACACAAGGGAACCUCUCUUAGAAAACUUGACCAGCGAGUAUGACCUGGAGCUAUUUCGAAGGGCUCAAGCCAGAGCGUCCGAUGACCUGGAGAAGCUGAGACUUCAGGGCCAGAUCACGGAAGGAAGCAACAUGAUUAAAACGAUCCUCUUUGGUCGGUAUGAACUAGACACGUGGUAUCACUCUCCUUACCCCGAGGAGUACGCCCGUCUGGGACGACUGUACAUGUGCGAAUUCUGCCUGAAGUACAUGAAGAGCCAGACGAUCCUCCGCAGACACAUGGCUAAAUGUGUUUGGAAGCAUCCCCCAGGCGACGAGAUCUACCGUAAAAGCUCCAUCUCUGUCUUUGAGGUCGACGGAAAAAAGAAUAAGAUAUACUGCCAGAAUCUGUGCCUUCUCGCUAAACUGUUCCUGGACCAUAAAACACUCUACUACGACGUGGAACCAUUCCUCUUCUACGUCAUGACUGAGGCAGACAACGCUGGCUGUCACCUCAUCGGCUACUUUUCCAAGGAGAAGAACUCGUUCCUGAACUACAAUGUGUCUUGUAUCCUGACAAUGCCACAGUACAUGAGACAGGGUUAUGGCAAGAUGCUCAUAGACUUCAGUUACCUGCUGUCUAAGGUGGAAGACAAAGUGGGCUCACCAGAGCGCCCUCUCUCAGACCUGGGUCUCAUCAGCUACCGCAGCUACUGGAAAGAAGUGCUGCUCCGCUACUUGCACAAUUUUCAAGGCAAAGAGAUUUCCAUCAAAGAGAUCAGCCAGGAGACGGCGGUGAAUCCGGUGGAUAUAGUCAGCACGUUGCAGGCCCUACAGAUGCUCAAGUACUGGAAGGGGAAGCACUUGGUGUUAAAGAGACAGGAUCUGAUCGAUGAAUGGGCAUCCAAGGACGCCAAGAGAACCAACAGCAAUAAAGCAAUGGACCCCGGCUGUCUAAAAUGGACGCCUCCUAAAGGAACUUAAAUCCAUUGUUGCCAUGCCACUCUCCCCUUGGUUACCAUUCUCCCGUCUGUUACUUGUGCACACUCUCUAGGGACGGACGGAAGAUCCACUGUUACUCGCUGCAUCGUAAGCAUUUGUGUAUCACGUAGGGGCAUUGCUCUGUCGUUUCCCUGCUUAUCAUAUUGGUAAUUUGCUCCACAUUGGAUGCCUUCCACUUCUCCUUAUACUCCAGCAUCACCCCACGCUGGCAUAGCAACUUACUUUACACCUCUGCCGCCCUUGUUGCCAACGGUAACUGCUCUGUGUGUGACUUUAGGGUCAGGGCACGUUUAGAUUCCGGGCCAGCGACAAAUCUCCUCUUCAUUGGGGCAACUAAUCUCCCCAAACUGCCUCCCGUCGGCUAGAAUGUAAAUCGCCGUGGGAUGGCACUCGGAGCACUUCCUUUUCUGAAUUACUUUGGGCGACUUCGGAAAACGAAGUGAAACCUCAGGCGACUUUGGAAAACGAAGUGAAACUUCAGGCGACUUUGGAAAACGAAGUGAAACUUCAGGCGACUUUGGAAAACGAAGUGAAACUUCAGGCGACUUUGGAAAACGAAGUGAAACUUCAGGCGACUUUGGAAAACGAAGUGAAACUUCAGGCGACUUUGGAAAACGAAAUGAAACUUCAGGCGACUUUGGAAAACGAAGUGAAACUUCAGGCGACUUUGGAAAACGAAGAGAAACUUCAGGCGACUUUGGAAAACGAAGUGAAACUUCAGGCGACUUUGGAAAAACGAAAUGAAACUUCAGGCGACUUUGGAAAACGAAGUGAAACUUCAGGCGACUUUGGAAAACGAAGUGAAACUUCAGGCGACUUUGGAAAACGAAGUGAAACUUCAGGCGGCUUUGGAAAACGAAGUGAAACUUCAGGCGACUUUGGAAAACGAAGUGAAACCUCAGGCGACUUUGGAAAACGAAGAGAAACUUCAGGCGACUUUGGAAAACGAAGUGAAACCUCAGGCGACUUUGGAAAACGAAGUGAAACUUCAGGCGACUUUGGAAAACGAAGUGAAACUUCAGGCGACUUUGGAAAACGAAGCGCUCCGAGUGCCAUCCCACUGAUGACUUGCGUUCUAGCCGACGGGAGGCAGUUCGGGGACAUUAGUCGCCCGAAGAGGAGGAGAUUUGUUGCCGGGCCCAAAUCUGAGCGUGACUCUGUCCUAAGGGAAACUUGUAUUAAAGGGGUUGUUCACCUUCCAACACUUUUUUUUCAGUUCAGUUGGUUUCAGACAAUUCACCAGAAAGAAAGACUUUUUCCAAUUACUUUCUAUUUUCUGUGUGUCACUGUUUUUGUAAUAUUGAAGUGUAAAGUUUCAUUUUUCACCUUAAAGCAGCUCUGGGAAGGAGGUCGUCGACCCUGUAAACUGAUCUAAAUUGAUACAUUUAGUUGAUCCAUUUCUUAUCUUUGUCCCUGCUGAGCAGAAUCACUGAGUUUCAUUACAGGCAGCUGUUAGACUUGAUACAAUAGUUACUGAUACUCCUGAGAUGCUGCUGAGAAAUGUAGAACAGUUUACAGGGUCGGCGACCCACCUCCCAGAGCCGCUUGUAAACAGUUCAGAAUCUGCACCUGAAUUACUGAGCUGCCAGACUGAAACACCAGAGACACCAACAUUCAACUUUACACUUAGAUUUUGAAAAAAAACAAUAAAAAAUAAAUAAUGGAAAGUAAUUGAAAAAACCUCUUAAUUUCCGACAGUGAAAACGAUAGAACUGAAAAAGUUUGGAAGGCGAACAACCCCCUUUAAAGGGAUUCUGUCGUGGUUUUAAUCGUUUUAUUACUAAUAAGUUACACAGAGUACAUUGCAAAUAGUUAUACCGAGAGAUGGGGGGUAGGGAGGUAAGAAAAUGGCCAGUCUUGUUCACUGUUAAAUGGAAACUGUUUUCCCACAGCAGAAUCCCUUUAAAUCUCUUAUCUGGGGGGGGCACAGCACUCUUUGGUUUAACCCUUUUACUUCCGGAUAGUAAAUGCACAAAUGCUUCUGGUUGUAAGAGUUUUGUUGUACAGCUGCACCGUGGAUUAUUUUUGUUUUUUAUUUUCUUUUGUUAUUUGUCUGACCUCUUGCAAAUCUAUUAAACAGGGGUGAUGUUUCUAACCUGAAA
This is a messenger RNA of Xenopus laevis (African clawed frog), 4059 nucleotides long. It is a transcript of the gene kat7.L, whose product is annotated as lysine acetyltransferase 7 L homeolog. Gene Ontology annotation, cellular component: histone H3-K14 acetyltransferase complex; chromosome, centromeric region; cytosol. The record is from RefSeq and is marked provisional. Lineage: Eukaryota; Metazoa; Chordata; Amphibia; Anura; Pipidae. Gene Ontology annotation, molecular function: histone acetyltransferase activity; zinc ion binding; histone H4 acetyltransferase activity. Gene Ontology annotation, biological process: positive regulation of hematopoietic stem cell proliferation; regulation of transcription by RNA polymerase II; regulation of DNA-templated transcription.